GCCAGGGAUUUCAAACUUCCUCCACCACGGAUCCCAUGCCAUCCUGAAGUCGAAAACAACGGCGUAACGCUAUUUAUACUAGACAGGUAGAACAUCGACACAGGCAUCCUCUCGGGGGUCGUCCCUCCCGAUUCCGUGGACAGGCUAACACCAGCAAUAUGAGCCUCAUCGGCGCGAAACCCCGCCAAAUAUACACUAUCAACGUCCAAAUCGAAAGAUUUAUGCCCUAGGCAGAUGGCGAAAUACUCCACCACAUGCGCUCACAUGCCUGCCUCGGUGGGGGUCUGUGAGUAUAAGAAAUCUGGGGAUGCGGGGUGGGAACUGGGGGAUCCAGUCUGAUACUACGGUCCUGUCGCCCUGACUGAUUUUUUGGCUUAGUUCUGACUAUCACUAUCGUUCUCUCCGUCGAUAUUCGAAGAGCUGGACUGGAAGAGAAUGGCUACCGAGACGAUAACCACCGAGAAACCCGUGGCGGUGACCACUGAGAAACCCGAGACGACCACCACUGAGCAAACCGAGACGACCACCGCUGAGAAAACCGAGACGAUUCCCACUGAGCAAACCGAGACGACUCCUACUGAGAAAACAGAGUCGACGCCCUCUGAGAAGCCUUCCACCCCUGGGGACUCAGAGAAAGGCUACCCGGGCAUGCAGCCCAUUGUGCUGUACGAUCCAGUGAAAGAGCCCCAUGUGCUCAAGGAGUUCGUCGGAGAGCCCUGCUUCUUCGCCGGAGGACAAUACGCCAUUCUCCUUCAGUUCGCCCACCCCGGCCUCGCCAGAGGCUCGCUCGAGCAUAGCGAGUUCGCCGACCGCAUCCUCAACCGUCUCAAGACGACUACCCGAUUCCUCACUGCCUGCGUCUUCGGCACCCCGGAAGAACGGAAGGCGGUCUUCGGCAUUAUUCAUCGGGCUCAUUCCGUCGUCAAAGGAGACGGAUACUAUGCCGACGACCCGGAGCUGCACAAGUGGACAGCGGCGACACUGUUCAUGUCGCUCCUGGUCGUGCACGAAGCGGUCUGGGGAAAGGAUAAGAUCCCGCAGUGGAAGGUGGAGGCACUGUUCCGGGAGACUUCCGUCUACGCGACCUCGCUCCGAAUGCCCACCGAGAUGUGGCCCAAGACGCUGGAUGACUUCUGGGUAUACUGGAACCACAACAUCGAAACCCUCGAAGUCACGCACUGGGCAAAGACGCUGAUGAAAGCUCUCAUGUGGCCGAAGGUCCCGUUUCCAAUGUCUGCUGCCUCCCCCCUCCUCAGGCUGUGGACGACCGCCUUCCUACCCGAGCGGAUGCGGAAUGAGUAUGAGUUGCCGUGGACUAAGAAGCAACAGCGCCUAUAUAAAUAUAGCAUGGGAUACUUCCGGAUCACCUAUCGUAUGAUCCCGCCACCAAUCAGGGGCUCGGUUGCCACGUUCACACAAUGGGAAAUGAGGAAGGCAGUCAAGCGGAUUCAGAAGACCGGAAGCUGGAAGAAGUCAGCACAAUGAGGGGCGAACUUGAACUGAUGGAAAGGUCUUGGGAGUGUGAAUUAUUAUCGGCGCAGUGUAGGUUGUGUUCCGGGUUAGCUAGUAUAGUACAGUUGCAGCAGUGUUGGCAACUGCAAAUCGAUAUCCAAUUAUGGCCAGAAACGCCAGACUCCUAACGAACUGUAAAUAAUGCAAUUCUAAAGAAU
Molecule: messenger RNA, 1670 nt
Organism: Eremomyces bilateralis CBS 781.70
Lineage: Eukaryota; Fungi; Ascomycota; Dothideomycetes; Eremomycetales; Eremomycetaceae
Exons: 1
Coding region: 436-1485 (349 amino acids)
Molecular function (GO): oxidoreductase activity
Source: RefSeq, a predicted model, not a curated record